This is a messenger RNA of Colletotrichum karsti, 1575 nucleotides long. Its product is annotated as cytochrome P450. The transcript has 6 exons. NCBI's taxonomy places the organism in Eukaryota, Fungi, Ascomycota, Sordariomycetes, Glomerellales, Glomerellaceae. The coding region runs from base 1 to 1575 and encodes 524 amino acids. The record is from RefSeq and is a predicted model, not a curated record. Gene Ontology annotation, molecular function: iron ion binding; heme binding; oxidoreductase activity, acting on paired donors, with incorporation or reduction of molecular oxygen.
AUGGAUUCUACAGUUGUACCUUUACACUUGCCACCUCAAUUGGCUGGUCUACUGAGCAACCCGCAGGCUCUCGCCAUAGUGAUAGCUCUGGCUGUGGUGGUUCCGGUUAUCAUCAACCGUAUCACGUCGGACCGGUCCAUACCAAAGAUUACCAGCUCGAAGACAUGGUUCGCGAGCAGGGACGACUUUGCAGCCCAUGGCGUUGAGAUUAUCGAGAAGGGAUACAAUCAGGUGAAAAGUGGUGUUUUCAAGGUCACAGCCUUGGAUGGUGAGGAUACCCGUAUUGGUCCUUCAUCGGGCGGAUGGGCUGAUGCGAUAUAUGAAGGCUCCGAUUUAGUUCUGCUGGCGCCCGAACACUGGCUGGCGAUUUGCAAGAAGAAGGAUGAGGAGGUCGCUCCAGCGCGCAAGGAAUUCUUCCUAUGCGACUUGCAUGGUGCCCCUUUUGAGGAGCCUUACCUCUACAAGUAUCUUGCUGCUCGUAUGCCGGGUUUUGACGAAGGCAUUGCUCAGGUCAUGGACUUCGAUUAUUCGAAGGGAGCAUCCAAGCCUGUCAUUAUGCAGCCGCAGAUCUUACACGUGUACUCACACGUUAUUUGGAGAGUCAUCCUUGGCGACAGCUUCAGCCCUGAGGUGGUCGACAUCUUUGAGAAGUAUUCAGCGACACUGAUACCCGUAAUGAAGGCUCUCAAGGCGCAGAGACCCAUAAUGGCACGCAUCACGGCCGCCUUCUCGAAAGACGUGCGCAAAGUCAACGAUCAGCUAGAGCGGGCAACCGCAUUCUUCACACCCCUCAUGAAGGCAUGUGCCGACGCCUUUGACCAGGGGCUGGAGACUAGUUCGAUCAACAACGACUGGUUCGAGGAGCUCAUCCGAAUGGCACCGGAUGAUAAGCGUCGGGACUACAAGUACCUCACCAAUGUCUUGAUUGGUUUUGCCUUCACGUUUGUGUUCUCACCGGGGCCCUCGACGACUCAAGUUGUGUAUGAGUUUGCGUUCCGCCCCGACUACGUCGACCUCGUUCUCAAGGAGGCAAAUGAUGAACUCGGGCAGCGCGUGGAUGACUGGGUCUUCACGAAGGAUAGUCUGCGCAGGCUGUCGCUUCUGGACAGCUUUUGCAAGGAGACUCAUAAACACCACCCUACUGCAGCAUCAAACCUCAUGAAAAAGAUCCACAAGACCCAGACUCUACCCAACGGAGUUGUCCUUCCCGCGGGCACCGUGUUCGAGGUGGUCAUGACAGCGGCCCAUCUAUCAAAUCCGAGCCUCGAGAACGCGGCUGAGUGGAACGGGCAUCGCUAUCAUGAGCUCCGACAGAAGAUGUCGACCCCCAUCGGCGGUAACAAGUAUGACUGGGGCGCUGCGACAAGAGACGAUGUCAACUUUGGCUACGCCUCACACAUGUGCCCAGGCCGCUGGGCUGGGUGCUCUAUUGCCAAGAUGUUCCUCAUCAAGCUUCUCGCCCGCUAUCAGAUCAGCCCGGAGGAGGGUGUGAGUGAGCGAUACCAAGACUUUCAUUCGGGUCAAUAUAUUCUUCCGAACCCCACGAAGCAUAUUCUUAUUCGGCCGAGGAAAUGA